UCCUGCGCGCACAGUUCCGUUUCUGAGUAUACCAAACGGAUGUUUGCAUUCAGAUAUUUAUAUCCCUUAUAAUAUCGUUUUGUUGUAUCUGUGCAGACCUAUGCUGAAACAUUGUUAAUGUGAGAGGCCACACGUCUGCCGAGGGAGACUACCAAAAAGGUCGGCUUGUUAACGUUAGUUUACCAAAGAGAGUCGACUGCAACUGACUUGAUAGCACAGUGAUAAUGGUGGGUUGGUGUGCUGUACCGGGUUGUAACACACAGGAAGAUGAAGAUAUUCUUUAUCAUUGCUUGCCGGCGAAUGAUGUGCAAAGAUGCAGACGAUGGUUAGCAGCCAUACAAAAGGAUGUAAAUUUACCAGUGGAAAGGCAUAAACAUUUCUUAGUGUGUGAACACCACUUCAGACCAGAGGAAUAUGAAAAGGAUUUGAUGGCAGAGAAGAUGGGCGCCAAACAUAAGAAAAAGCUUAAAUCCACCGCGAUUCCCACCAUAUUUCCAUGGACUGAUUACAUUUUGAAGAGAAUUCAGCCACACAGAAAACAUUUGAAUGCGCCCGGAAGUGAAAUGUUUCUGAGUGCAGUUGGCAGACUUGGUGCCAAACCAAAAGGUGAGCCUGGUACUACAACAACAGGAGCAGCAUCCCGGAUGUCAACAUCAGUGAUCCAACAACCUGCUGUAGUUCCUGUUGCUUUUUCAACACAGACUGUGAAGAGUGCAGUUGGCAGACUUGGUGCCAAACCAAAAGGUGAGCCUGGUACUACAACAACAGGAGCAGCAUCCCGGAUGUCAACAUCAGUGGUCCAACAACCUGCUGUAGUUCCUGUUGCUUUUUCAACACAGACUGUGAAGAGUGCAGUCGGCAGACUUGGUGCCAAACCAAAAGGUGAGCCUGGUACUACAACAACAGGAGCAGCAUCCCGGAUGUCAACAUCAGUGGUCCAACAACCUGCUGUAGUUCCUGUUGCUUUUUCAACACAGACUGUGAAGAGUGCAGUUGGCAGACUUGGUGCCAAACCAAAAGGUGAGCCUGGUACUACAACAACAGGAGCAGCAUCCCGGAUGUCAACAUCAGUGGUCCAACAACCUGCUGUAGUUCCUGUUGCUUUUUCAACACAGACUGUGAAGAGUGCAGUUGGCAGACUUGCUAGUGGGCAGACGACAACAACAACGACAACAACAACAACAACAACAACAGGAUCCCGAAGGUAUCAAACUUAUAAAGAUGCAAAAGUCAGUUUUCGUGUCGGCUCAUCUCUACGAACAAGAGUACUUACCGGACCGUGGGAGACAGUUGCAGAUAAUUUAGUGCGGGGUCGUUUCAAAGCUAUCCCCAAAAACCUAAUGGCAAUCCCUGGCCUGGGCCACGCGAUGUUGGAGGAAGUGCUGAAGUUGGUAACUAAAGAAUGCGUCACCUUAGUUUCUAUGCGUUUUAACUCAGUACUACGCCAGACUAGUCCCCUUUCACUUAAAACCUUCAACUGGACCACUGUGACCGAUGAGUGGAAGAACUCAGCUCCAACCUUCUUCCGGUUUCUAUCCACUAGCUCAGCUACAGCGGACUUGAAUCCAAAUACACCCAAAUCAGCAAAAAGUUCUAUGGUGGCCAUGGCUGGUGCCUUACUACUUAGGGCUCGUUCAAAGAAUAUGUGUGCAGCCAUGUACAGGACCUCAAUGUUGCUACGGCAAGGACGAACCAGGACGAGAUGCCAAAACAAGCUUGCAAAAAUGGGAGUUUGUGUUUCAAGUCACAGUAGCUUAACAAAGAGGAGAGAAAUUACAUUAUCUUAUGAUAAAGACUUUGCUGCCUGCCAUACCCGGACCGCUAUUGAAGACCAACCAAUAAGCCUACUGACCAGCCCACCCUAUCCAGUGAUGACACCUUUGUCACUGGAGGAUGGAGAUCCCGGUUGCUCUGGAGAGAAUGUAGCAGAGACUACUGUUGUGUUGCCGGGCAGUGACGAUGAAGAUGCCACUGCGCUGACGGAUGAGGAGUUCUGGCAGUUCUCCAGGGAGCAGGAUGAAGAUGAGGAUGAUGAGGAUGAAAAGGAGAACAAGACUGUGUACAGGAAGUCAGUCCAGCGGAAACGGGGAAAACGGCUCUCUGCGAAGAAGUUCUUCAAAGUGCAAAAGAAAAAUAAAGCUGUGCAAACACGUCCUCAUGGAACCAGCGUCGAUGUUUCUCCUGAGAGUGGUGACCUGUGUGUGAACAGAGACUGUCUCCUGCAUCUCUUCCGGUGGUGCAGGAGGUGUGGAUUUGAGUGCAAGGUCAGCUUGCAGGGCCAACAGAGGAGCUUCUCUGUCAUUCAGAUGUGCCCAAUAUGCAGUCACACCAGGAAGUGGAUGAGCCAUCCUUUUGUUGCUGAGGAAACCUCUGGAGAAAGAGAGACGGAGCUACUGGAUGGAGAGGAACCAUGUAAGGACAGAGACCAGGAUGACAGUUGUUCGUUGACGAUGGAAAUCACUGAGGAGAUGUGUGACUAUGAUGAGGAAGUCUGUCCUCGGAGGAAAAGGGGAAAGGAGAGAUCAGAUGAGAGAUCAGAUGAGACCGAGUGGGAGCCGUCUGAUGAGGAAGACAUUGUAAUGGACUCUGAUUCUUCUGAGGAUUUGGAAAUGGCAGGUUCCUCUGGUCUAACAGAAAAGGCCGACGUUGAUAAUUCUCAGAGCGGAAUAGAGAAAGAAGAGAGACUUGUGGAGUGGUGUACUGACUGUGGAGCCGAGCCCGUACUCGCCUGCACCACACAGCGCCAUAAGAAACUGUACGCCUGUGGUGUGUGUGUGAGUGAGAUCCAACAAGCUGUUGGAUUUGACCGAUUCUACAUGCAGUUCGAGGACCCGGACAGCUUCAAGGAACAUGUACGACGGGAACACAACACACAACCUCAUAGGUUGCUCUGUACAGACUCCAGCAAGCGUCACAUCAAGAAGGAUCAUUUGUGUGUGUACAAGAUUAAGAAGCUCCGCUGUCGAGAUUGUAGUAAACGCCGUCUGAGUGAACAGGGUCUGUGGAGUCACAGACGUCUCCAUCAGAAAGGCUGUGUUUACCCAUGUAAGUUCUGCCUCAAGCCAUUCAGGACCAAACAGGACAAGCUUACCCACGAGGAGAACCAUCGGCAUCCGUAUCAUUGCUCAGAAUGCUCAGAAAGAUUCAAGAACAUUAGACUACGGAACAGACACCUUCAGAGCCACAGAGGUCCAACGACAGCCGUCCACAGUGGCCAGAAGCCCCACAAGUGCCAGCUGUGCCGACGCUCGUAUGCCCAGCCGAGCCACCUCAAGUCCCACAUGCGCCUCCACACAGGGGAGAGGCCUUUCAAGUGCCAGCAGUGUGAGAAGUGCUUCAAUUACAGCGUCAGUCUGAAGAACCACAUCCAACUCUAUCAUGGCCCCGGCUCUCAGGAGCAGGAGAGUUGGGAGACAAACUGUGGGACGGAGCAGGAGAGAGAGCAGGAGAGAGAGGAGGAGAGAGAGCGCAAGCGUCACUUUAAGAAGGAUAAUUUGUGUAUGUACAAGAUCAAGAAGCUCUGCUGUCUAGACUGUGGUAAACGCUGUCUGAGUGAACAGGGUCUGAAGUGUCACAGACAUCUCCACCAGAAAGGCAGUGUUUACCCAUGUAAGUUCUGCCUCGUGUCAUUCAAAACCAAACAGGACAAGCUUACCCACGAGGAGAACCAUCGGCAUCCUUAUCAGUGCUCGGAAUGCUCAGAAAGAUUCAAGAACAUUAAUCUACGGGACAGACACCUUCAGAGCCACAGAGGUUCAAAGAGAUACAUUUGUGACAUCUGCGACAAACGUUUCUUCCAGCUUAAACACCUCCAGAAACAUACAGCCGUCCACAGUAGGCAGAGACCCCACACGUGCCAGCUCUGCCAACGCUCGUUCACUGAAAAGAGACACCUCAGGGCCCACAUGCGCUCCAAGUGCCAGCAGUGUGAGAAGUGUUUCAAUCGCAUAGUCCAUCUGAAGAGCCACAUCCAACGGCAUCAUGGCCCCGGCUCUCAGAAGCAGGGAAAGGGAGGGGGAGAGUCAGGAACUAAACUCUAGUACUGAGCAGGAGAGAGAGUAGGAGGGGAAGAGUCAGGAACUAAACUCUAGUACUGAGCAGGAGAGAGAGUAGGAGGGAGAGAGUCAAGAACUAGACUCUAGUACUGAGCAGGAGAGAGAGUAGGAGGGGAAGAGUCAGGAACUAAACUCUAGUACUGAGCAGGAGAGAGAGUAGGAGGGGAAGAGUCAGGAACUAAACUCUAGUACUGAGCAGGAGAGAGAGUAGGAGGGGAAGAGUCAGGAACUAAACUCUAGUACUGAGCAGGAGAGAGAGUAGGAGGGGAAGAGUCGGGAACUAAACUCUAGUACUGAGCAGGAGAGAGAGUAGGAGGGGAAGAGUCAGGAACUAAACUCUAGUACUGAGCAGGAGAGAGAGUAGGAGGGGAAGAGUCAGGAACUAAACUCUAGUACUGAGCAGGAGAGAGAGUAGGAGGGGGAGAGUCAAGAACUAGACUCUAGUACUGAGCAGGAGAGAGAGUAGGAGGGGGAGAGUCAAGAACUAGACUCUAGUACUGAGCAGGAGAGAGAGUAGGAGGGGGAGAGUCAGGAACUAAACUCUAGUACUGAGCAGGAGAGAGAGUAGGAGGGGAGAGUCAAGAACUAGACUAGUACUGAGCAGGAGAGAGAGUAGGAGGGGGGGAGUCAGGAACUAGACUCUAGUACUGAGCAGGAGCAAGAGUAGGAGGGGGAGAGUCAGGAACUAGACUCUAGUACUGAGCAGGAGAGAGUGUAGGAGGGGGAGAGUCAGGAACUAGACUCUAGUACUGAGCAGGAGAGAGAGUAGGAGGGGGAGAGUCGGGAACUAGACUCUAGUACUGAGCAGGAGAGAGAGUAGGAGGGGGAGAGUCAGGAACUAGACUCUAGUACUGAGCAGGAGAGAGUGUAGGAGGGGGAGAGUCAGGAACUAGACUCUAGUACUGAGCAGGAGAGAGUGUAGGAGGGGGAGAGUCAGGAACUAGACUCUAGUACUGAGCAGGAGAGAGUGUAGGAGGGGGAGAGUCAGGAACUAGACUCUAGUACUGAGCAGGAGAGAGUGUAGGGGGGGGAGAGUCAGGAACUAGACUCUAGUACUGUGCAGGAGAGAUUGUAGGAGGGGGAGUCAAGAACUAGACUCUAGUACUGAGCAGGAGAGAGAGUAGGAGGGGGGGAGUCAAGAACUAAACUAUAGUACUGAGCAGGAGAGAGAGUAGGAGGGGGGGGGGGGGGUCAGGAACUAGACUCUAGUACUGAGCAGGAGAGAGUGUAGGAGGGGGAGAGUCAGGAACUAGACUCUAGUACUGAGCAGGAGAGAGAGUAGGAGGGGAAGAGUCAGGAACUAAACUCUAGUACUGAGCAGGAGAGAGAGUAGGAGGGGAAGAGUCAGGAACUAAACUCUAGUACUGAGCAGGAGAGAGAGUAGGAGGGGGAGAGUCAGGAACUAGACUCUAGUACUGAGCAGGAGAGAGUGUAGGAGGGGGAGAGUCAGGAACUAGACUCUAGUACUGAGCAGGAGAGAGAGUAGGAGGGGGAGAGUCGGGAACUAGACUCUAGUACUGAGCAGGAGAGAGAGUAGGAGGGGGAGAGUCAGGAACUAGACUCUAGUACUGAGCAGGAGAGAGUGUAGGAGGGGGAGAGUCAGGAACUAGACUCUAGUACUGAGCAGGAGAGAGUGUAGGAGGGGGAGAGUCAGGAACUAGACUCUAGUACUGAGCAGGAGAGAGUGUAGGAGGGGGAGAGUCAGGAACUAGACUCUAGUACUGAGCAGGAGAGAGUGUAGGGGGGGGAGAGUCAGGAACUAGACUCUAGUACUGUGCAGGAGAGAUUGUAGGAGGGGGAGUCAAGAACUAGACUCUAGUACUGAGCAGGAGAGAGAGUAGGAGGGGGGGAGUCAAGAACUAAACUAUAGUACUGAGCAGGAGAGAGAGUAGGGG
This is a messenger RNA of Salvelinus fontinalis (brook trout), 5950 nucleotides long. RefSeq lists its product as uncharacterized. The transcript is spliced from 12 exons. Gene Ontology annotation, biological process: regulation of transcription by RNA polymerase II. Lineage: Eukaryota; Metazoa; Chordata; Actinopteri; Salmoniformes; Salmonidae. Gene Ontology annotation, cellular component: nucleus. The coding region runs from base 225 to 4040 and encodes 1271 amino acids. Gene Ontology annotation, molecular function: DNA-binding transcription activator activity, RNA polymerase II-specific; RNA polymerase II cis-regulatory region sequence-specific DNA binding. The record is from RefSeq and is a predicted model, not a curated record.